This is a messenger RNA of Spirometra erinaceieuropaei, 1267 nucleotides long. The record is from the annotation of a GenBank genome assembly. NCBI's taxonomy places the organism in Eukaryota, Metazoa, Platyhelminthes, Cestoda, Diphyllobothriidea, Diphyllobothriidae.
AUGGUCGUUCGCAUAGGCGAUCAUAACUUUACCCGACGCGGGCCUCCAACAUUCAGCGUCAUAGUAGACCGCAUUAUAAUACAUCCGAAAUUCCCUAUCGACGGAGCACCCAUCGGCUUCGACUUCGCACUUCUGAAGCUGAACCAAGUAGUCAUACGAUGUACGUCAACUCCUCCUCUACGCAAGUUAAUACGAUAUACAUUUGAUCAGUUUUUAUCAGUUCAUUAUGGGAACCGUUUUGUGUAUCGUUAUUUAUAGUAUUGUCUUUGGUCAACCAUUUGCAAAUUUUAUAUGUUUUUAAAAUCAAAUUUUUUCCGCUAUCUGCACUGCAAAUUAUUCGGUCAACAGUCAUUUUGAGCUAAAAACAAACUGUCCUAAUAAUGGUCCACUUAGGCCUCUUCGAGUGGGAAAAAAUCGCUAUCUAGAACUUGCCCUAUAGUCAUCAAAAGGUAGGAAGUGAGAAAAAUAUAUCCAUAACAUUCCGGUUGAACAAAAGCCGAAAUUUUCUGACAAGAUCAGAUGACGUUGUGAUCUCGACUAUCUACCUACUUUCCUCAAACUCAUCCAUGGGGUUGAAUCCCGCUAUAGACACGUAAUUGCUACUAUACCUAUUCCCCUAUUUAGAGUCAGAUUGUUCAAAAGAGUUCGUGCAUUAACGAAAGAUCCAUAUCGGUAGCUUAAUUUUGGAACUUUUCCAUAAUUGUCAGUGAUAAUUAUUCGUAAGAAGCAGAGAUGUUAUGAAUUAACAAAUUAACUUGAAAUGUUGACUAAAACCUUUGUCUGCAAAGCUCCCGUGGCGGGGUUCGCUUGUUUGCCAGAACCCAAAUUAAGCCUCCGCGCUGGACAUUUCUGCAAUUUUGCUGGCUGGGGGGACAUUCCGAAUCCACCACAUCAACCACUUCCUGAACAACCGGAAACUCUCAUGGAAGUGCGCGUGCCAAUUGCAAAGACAUCCGAUUGUGAGAAAGCGUUUCCGGUGGUUGAUAAAGAGGCUCACGUCUGCACUGACAACACGUAUGGGGUAAGAAUUACUAUCAGGGCCUGCAAAGAAUGAAUGUAACAAGUUAACUCGUAUGACUUUUGGUCUAUUUAGGGUCUCUGUAUCGGUGACAGCGGAGGCGGACUGCAUUGUUUGGUGAAAAAGAAAUGGAUAUUUUAUGGCCUAGCUUCCUUUACUGACGACAACUGCACGGGAAAGUUCAGCGUCUUUGUACUCAACGGACCGGUGCUCGAUUGGAUCAAACGAACUGUAAUCACAAAUGCUUAA